GAAGAAGAGUCAGCAUUGUAAACACAGGGAGGGAUAUGGCUGACGAGAGGGCUGCAGAAGAAGACAACCUUAACGACAUUAUGGGGAACCAGCUGCAGCUUUUACCAGAUAAUGAGGAAGAGGAGGAGGGAGAUGACAUAGAAGAUGACAUGGAGACUGAAGAACGAGACAGUGAGGGGACAGAGAAGCACACCACCAUCAACUUUGAUCCCAGUCUUCCCACAUCACAUUCUUACCUGGGCUUAGACAUGGAGGAGUUCCACGGCCGUACGGUCCACGAUGAGGACAGCUGUCAGACCAUCCCUGUGCUGCCUCACACGGCUGUGAUGCUGGUGCCCGGCCAGACGCUGCCUCUGCAGCUCUUCAGGCCGCAGGAGGUCAGCAUGAUGCGGAGCAUCAUCCAGAGAGACCGCACCUUUGCAGUCCUCUCACACAGCAGCGAUGCAGGUGAGCCGGACGCAGAGUUUGGGACGACAGCUGAAAUCUAUGCAUACCGAGAAGAGCAGGAGUAUGGCAUUGAAACUGUGAAAGUGAAAGCUGUGGGAAGGCAGAGGUUUAAGGUCCAUGAGAUAAGAACUCAAGCAGACGGGAUCAGACAAGCCAAAGUACAGAUCCUUCCAGAACGAAUCCUUCCAGAUCCCCUCUCUGCCGUGCAGAUUGCACCCCUCACCAGGCUCAACAUGCACCCCUCCUGCAAACCCCCGACUCAGACCUGCAAGCAGGCCCAGCGCUGGUGGAAUAACUACCAGCAGAGGAAGUUUCACUGUGCCAGCCUGACGCCAUGGCCACCCUGGGUCUACGCACUCUACGACUCUGAGUCGCUCAUGAACAGAGUAAAGAAACAGCUCCAUGAAUGGGACGAGAACCUGAAGGAUGACUCCCUCCCUACGAACGCCGUAGACUUUUCCUACAGAGUAGCGGCCUGUCUGCCCAUAGACGACGCUCUGCGGCUCCAACUGCUGAAGAUCGGCAGUGCCAUCCAGAGACUUCGCUGUGAGCUGGAUAUCAUGGACCGGUGCACAUCACUGUGCUGUAAGCAGUGCCAGGACACAGAAAUCACCACGAAGACUGAGAUCUUCAGCUUGUCUCUGAACGGCCCCAUGGCUGCAUACGUCAACCCUCACGGUUACGUCCAUGAAACGUUGACCGUCUACAAAACCAACAACCUCAACCUGGUGGGCCGGCCAUCCACGCUGCACAGCUGGUUUCCAGGCUACGCCUGGACCAUUGCUCAGUGUCGCACCUGUGGGUCUCACAUGGGUUGGAGGUUCACCGCCACCAAGAAGCACUUGUCUCCGCCUCGCUUCUGGGGUCUGACCCGGUCGGCCUUGCUCCCCCGCAUCCCCCUUGGCGAGGUGGAGGAGGGGAGAGAGGGCUCUCGCCUCUUCUGCCUCUGACGACGCACCAUCAUGUAUCGUCAAUAAACAACAACAAAAACCCUACAGACCCCCAAAGCCAAAAUCUCCAUGCACUCUCUCACUACAAUUACUGUCACUAAUCAACACAGCACCUGUCACCCAUGGCAGUAAAUCCAUCAUAUUAGUGGAAAAGUCAGUUAGCCUUUAAAUGGCACUCAAUUUAGACCAGGAGGGAACUAUUGUCCUUAAAAGCUAUUGAGAAGUGGAGGCAGCAGUUAGACAACUGCAAAAUUGCAUUGAGAGAAAAUGAGGGGGAAAAAACAGAGCAACAACAGAUUGGUCCAUAACACAUUUUAGAAACGUAGCUUGGAGCUGGCUGAUCUGCACCGCUGUCCAUCUGAUUCCAUGGUAGCUGCAGACGUACACAACAACAAAAGCUAUGCUUAAUGCCUCAUUUCCCUUCCACUCAUUUCCUCUGUAUGAUGGAGAGGUUUUCUGCAUGCAGUUGAGAUAGAGAUAUCUGGCUGAUAUGUUUCUGAUUUGAGCUGCUGUGGGUCAGUGGAGGAGAUGAAAGGGGACUUGUUUCUGUAAGGGUAUAUUUUGAAUCUAGGAAUCAUAUAGGAUGUAUUUUUAUAUGCCAGAAGAUUGGAAAGUUGCUAUUAUCACAAAAAACGAGAUGACAAUGUGUGAAGUCCCUGAGAUAAUCAGCUCCGAUUUUGGGCCCAUUGUCCUGUCAGAUGAUGUGCUCUGGAACAAACAAGAAAACAUUAGAGAAAACCUGGAGUCUAAUGGACUGUUUUUAUAAAAAGGUUAAAGCUUAACACAGAGAGUGAGAGGAGCAUUUUUAUUUAGUUUGUUCAUGUUGUAUGGCAUGUUAAAAAUGUUGUGCCUACGCGCCAGAGUCUUUUGAUAAGUUUAAUGAUUCAAUGAGCCACAGAGGAAUGAAAUAUUGUAACUGAUGAAAGGUGUUAUUUGUUGUGUAGUGUUGCUGUUUUCAGGAUUUUACAUCUUGCGAUUUUUGUUGCAAGGCGCUGGCUCAUGUUUGUAUAAAUAUAUCUGUAAAUGAGAGGCCGUUAGCAUAGCAUUUGUUUGUUGUGUUAUUUAACUGUUGUUCUACUGUUUGUAGAAUUGGAUUCUUAAAUCGCACAUAUCUACAUGUCUUAGAGAACAGAGGGGAAAAAAACCUUGAUUGCAAUAAAAAAAAAAUCUAAAAGUGAA
This is a messenger RNA of Gymnodraco acuticeps, 2576 nucleotides long. It is a transcript of the gene crbn, whose product is annotated as cereblon. NCBI's taxonomy places the organism in Eukaryota, Metazoa, Chordata, Actinopteri, Perciformes, Bathydraconidae. The transcript is spliced from 11 exons. Bases 36 to 1397 code for a protein of 453 amino acids. The record is from RefSeq and is a predicted model, not a curated record. Gene Ontology annotation, cellular component: Cul4A-RING E3 ubiquitin ligase complex. Gene Ontology annotation, biological process: protein ubiquitination.